Aspergillus glaucus CBS 516.65 is the source of this 1550-nucleotide messenger RNA. Its product is annotated as branched-chain amino acid aminotransferase, cytosolic. Bases 194 to 1360 code for a protein of 388 amino acids. NCBI's taxonomy places the organism in Eukaryota, Fungi, Ascomycota, Eurotiomycetes, Eurotiales, Aspergillaceae. Gene Ontology annotation, molecular function: branched-chain-amino-acid:2-oxoglutarate transaminase activity. Gene Ontology annotation, biological process: L-valine biosynthetic process; L-leucine biosynthetic process. The transcript is spliced from 3 exons. Gene Ontology annotation, cellular component: mitochondrion. The record is from RefSeq and is a predicted model, not a curated record.
GCAAAGCAGUGAAGUAAAACUGGAGAAAAAUUCUGUUAUCGAUAAGAUAUCCGGCAAUUUCACCAAAACGGCAACCCCCGGACCGAACCAUAAAUUGAGUCACUUCCUCUCUCUCUCUUUCUUUUCUUUUCUUUUCUUUCCUCUACACUCAAUUGCCAUUGCCUCAAUUAACACUCACAGAGUAACCGGCAACAUGGGCUCCAUCACCCCCAACCUCGACGCCUCCACCAUCAACUUCACCCCCAGCACGCACCUCCGCCCCGUCCCAGCAAUCGGCUCCCCAGAGGAAAAAUCCCACUCCUACUGCACCGAUCACAUGGUGACAGUCCGCUGGACCGUCGAAUCCGGCUGGCAAACACCUGAAAUCCGCCCCUUCGAGAACCUGAGUAUCCCGCCCACGGCGUCGUGUCUGCACUAUGCUACCGAGUGCUUUGAGGGUAUGAAGGCGUAUCGCGGAUAUGAUGGGAAGUUACGCCUUUUCAGGCCCGAUUGUAAUGGGGAGAGACUUGCGAAUAGUGCGGUUAGGACUUCGUUGCCGGGGUUUGCGCCGGGGGAGGUGAAGAAGUUGGUGGGGAGGUUGUUGCAGAUUGAUGGGCCGCGCUGGCUCCCCAAAGACCAACUCGGUCGCUAUCUCUACAUCCGCCCCACGGUCAUUGGCAAUGGCACGCAGCUCGGCGUCCAAGCCCCCAAAGAAGCCCUCCUCUUCAUCAUCGCCGUUCCCUGGCCCGACAUGUCCUCCAAUCCCUCUGGCCUGAAACUCCUCGCCUCCACACCGGACACAAUCCGCGCCUGGCCCGGCGGUUUCGGGUACGCGAAGCUAGGCGCGAACUACGGGCCUAGUCUUGCGGCGCAUGGCGUCGCGACGGGGCAGGGGUUUGAUCAGGUGCUUUGGUUGUUUGGGGAGGAGAGGCAGGUUACGGAGGCGGGGGCUAGUAAUUUUUUCAUUGUGUGGGAGAACAAGCAGGGGGGGAGGGAGUUGGUCACGGCGUCGUUGGAGAGUCAGGUGAUUUUGCCGGGUGUUACGAGACGGAGUGUGCUUGAGCUUGCGAGGGAGCGGUUGUCUUCGCCUUCGGCGACGGGGCUACCUCCUGUUGAUGUUGUCGAGAGACCAUUUACUAUUGGCGAGGUCGAAGAAGCCUGGAAAGAGGGCAGAAUCAUCGAGGCUUUUGUGUCUGGGACUGCCUACUUCAUCGCCCCCGUGCAAAUCAUCCGCAACGGCGACGUCGACAUGAACAUGCUCGAGGCCGGUGUCGAGCGCGCCGGAUACGCCGCGCAGAUCAAGUUGUGGCUGGGGGCUAUUAUGUAUGGCAAGGAGGAGCAUGAGUGGGGGUAUGUUAUUGAGAAUGAGGAUGGGAAGUAACCGAUCCGAAGACGUAGGUACGUAUACCGGUAGUGUACUCUGUACAUAUCAUGUCAUCUGUUUAUAGAGGGAUGGAUACGAUACCAUGGGUUUAUGGCUGGAAACUGUAAAUAUCAAAUGUGUUCUUGUAAUGAUUUUUAUUUAGAAAGAUUUGAGGUGCUUGGAUGCUCUUGCUAAAUACUAUUUCGGA